Messenger RNA from Daucus carota subsp. sativus, 2775 nucleotides. Its product is annotated as glycerophosphodiester phosphodiesterase GDPDL3. Lineage: Eukaryota; Viridiplantae; Streptophyta; Magnoliopsida; Apiales; Apiaceae. Gene Ontology annotation, molecular function: glycerophosphodiester phosphodiesterase activity. Gene Ontology annotation, biological process: lipid metabolic process. The record is from RefSeq and is a predicted model, not a curated record. The coding region runs from base 252 to 2528 and encodes 758 amino acids. The transcript has 9 exons.
AUAUAUAUUAUAUAGUAGUUUCAAGGACCAAAUCUUUUAACUAAUAUAAUUAUAAUUAAUUUUAUAAUAAUAGUAUGUCACCUUCCUCUCUUCCAGUCUUCCUCAGAUAAAUAUAGAAAACCCAUGUCUUAAAUUUGCUAGUCUUUUGUAAACUGGAACUCAGCGUUCCCGAAUCCCGAGAUUAAUCUAGAAGGAACAAUAGUCAAGUUGUGAGAGCUAUACUCUCCGGAUAACAGACCACUUCUCCGGCAAUGUUCAAGUUAAAGGCGGCAGCUUUAUGCUUCUUCUUUGUUCUUUGCUUGCCUCUGUUUGGUGCUGCUCAGCGAUCUGGUAAAAAUAACACUUCUUUGUGGAAGACAUUAAGCGGAGAUCCACCUCUAGCCAUUGCACGUGGUGGCUUUUCUGGGAUAUUUCCUGAUUCCAGUCUGGACGCAUAUCAAUUGGCAUUAAUUACUGGUUUACCUGAUAUGAUAUUGUGGUGUGACGUACAACUAACAAGUGAUGGUGCUGGAAUUUGUUUUCCGGAAGUUACUCUUAACAAUGGUUCUGACAUUGGGGCAUUAUUCAACCAAAGCAGUAAGACCUACCUUGUGAAUGGUGUUAGUAGGACUGGAUGGUUUUCAGUGGAUUUCACCCUAGAUGCUCUCACAAAUGUAUCCUUGACCCAAGGAGUUUUCUCUAGGUCCAAUCUCUUUGAUCGGAGCUUCCUUCAAGUAGUUACUGUUGAAGAGGUGGCUAGGCAAUUGAAACCACCUGGAUUCUGGUUAAAUAUUCAGCAUGAUGCAUUCUUCAGCCAACAUAAUUUAAGCAUGAGAAGCUUCGUGAUAUCUGCAUCUAGAAGUGUUAUCGUUAAUUAUAUCUCAUCACCAGAGGUUAACUUUCUUAGAAGUAUUGUUACACGAUUCAAACCUAGUCAAACAAAACUUAUUUUCCGAUUUCUAGGACAGAGUGAUAUUGAGCCUUCUACCAACCAAACCUACGGCUCUCUUUUGAAGAAUCUGACAUUUAUUAAAACAUUUUCAUCUGGAAUAUUAGUUCCGAAAACCUACAUAUGGCCUGUGGAUAAAGAUCUAUAUUUGGAGCCUCAUACCUCAGUCGUCUUGGAUGCUCAUAAAGAGGGACUUGAAAUUUUUGCAUCUGAUUUUGCCAAUGAUAUACCGUUUGCUUAUGAUUACAACUAUGAUCCUGUAGCCGAGUAUUUAAAUUUUAUCGACAACGACAACUUUUCCGUGGAUGGUGUGCUUUCUGAUUUCCCAAUAACUCCAUCAGAGGCCAUAGAUUGUUUCUCUCAUAUGGACAAAAACAAUUCUGGACCAGCAAUCCCUUUGGUCAUUUCACACGAAGGAUCAAGUGGGGAAUACCCUGGUUGUACUGAUUUAGCAUAUAAACAAGCUAUUUCAGAUGGGGCUGACGUUCUUGACUGUCCGGUCCAAAUGUCGAAGGACGGAACACCAUUUUGUCUAGGCUCGAUAAACCUUAUAGAGAGAACCACAGCUGCUCAAUCCUUCAGCAACCUAGUAGUCAACAUUCCUGAGCUUAAUAGCGAGGGAAUAUUCUCCUUCAGCAUCGACUGGAGUGACAUACAAACUCUCAAACCGGUGAUAUCAAAUCCCUAUUCAGAUGCAUUUUUGUAUCGGAAUCCUCGAAACAAGAAUGCUGGAAGUUUUGUGGCAUUAUCGGAAUUUCUGGCCUUGGCAAACAACGCAACUUCUAUUUCUGGUGUCCUUAUUCGCAUUGAGAAUGCAUCCUACCUAGCAGAAAAACAGGGACUGGGUGUAAUAGACGCUGUUGUGGAUGCCUUGAGCAAAGCUGGUUACAAUAAUCAGACAAGGAAAAAAGUAAUGAUUCAAUCUCCGAAUAGUGCUGUUCUAAUUGAACUAAAGGAGGGGAAAAACAACUAUGAGCUUGUUUAUGAGGUUGAGGAGGAUAUCCGUGACGCCUUGAAUUCAACCAUCUUGGACAUAAAAAAAUUUGCAAAUUCUCUGGUUAUCAGCAAAAGUUCUGUCUAUAGCAAAAAUAUUGGAUUCCUCACUGGGGCUACAGAUGUUGUGUCAAAGAUGCAGGCAUUUAAGCUACCUGUCUACGUGAAACUUUUUCAAAAUGAAUUUUUUUCUCAAGCAUGGGAUUUCUUCUCAGAUGCAUAUGUGGAGCUGAACACAUAUGUUGUUGGUAGUGGUAUUGAUGGUGUCAUCACUGAUUUCCCUGGGACAGCCAACAAAUACAGAAGAAACCGUUGCUUAACUUUAGGAAAGGAUACACCAAAUUACAUGACUCCUGUAGGUCCUGGAAAUCUCUUAUCAGUCAGUCAAACUCAGCCAGCAGCUGUAGCUCCCAGCCCGGUCCUGGAAGUGUCUGAUGUGACGGAGCCCCCAUUUCCUUCUGUUGUCGCGAAGCCAGAUAGUAAUAAUGGUACUGGCGAUGGUACUACUGCACCACCUCCUAAGCAACCAAGUGGACAAGCUAAAGUAGUAGUGGGCAUUUUCGUAUCGAACCUUGCCAUUCUUCUUGUGACUGUUCUGCUAUUUUGAACACGAAAGACAGUCAUAUUCCCCAAUAAUUUUGCACAUUCCAUUAUUCCUACUCUUCGCCUGUUUUGUAGCCUAGCUUAAAUUUUCAGAUGUUUGGAGCUGAGAUGAAGAUGAUUUAGAUGCCUAACGCGUGAAUUGAAGAUUUUAGGACAUUGUUCAUUCCUUUUCCUUGUAAUUUGAGUACAGGGCUUGUGUAUAAAAACUGAAUACUAUGUUUGUCAUUUAUGCUGUUCGAUUCUUUCGCUAA